Molecule: messenger RNA, 3742 nt
Organism: Xenopus tropicalis (tropical clawed frog)
Lineage: Eukaryota; Metazoa; Chordata; Amphibia; Anura; Pipidae
Gene: antxr1
Product: ANTXR cell adhesion molecule 1
Exons: 18
Coding region: 279-1979 (566 amino acids)
Cellular component (GO): membrane; filopodium membrane; lamellipodium membrane
Molecular function (GO): signaling receptor activity
Source: RefSeq, a predicted model, not a curated record
CUUUUCAUCCCAUUAAAGAGAGCACAGCAGUGGCUCCUUCCAGCGGCAUGCUAAUGUGAUGCAAAACUCCCAACAACAAGAGAAAGAAUGUGCAGAGUGGAACUGGGGCAGUGAAAUCAGAAACCCCAGCAGAGAGUUGCUCAGGAAGCAGAGGAAAGAAGAAGAAGCCAGGACAGUCAUAGAGGCGAAUAAUUCCCUUUGUACAGUUUGGGGCAGAGAAUAGAGCACGGGGGUAUCUUGUCAAGGAUCUGUAAACAUCUCCGGCACUUGGAAUAACCAUGGCUGAGCGGUGCACCCCAUGCUCUGCCUUCAUCCCAUUGCUCCUCACAUCAUUGCUUUUCCUUUGUGAUGCACAGAGCACUCCAGGACAAGGUGGCAGCCAUUCGUGCUAUGGAGGUUUUGACCUUUACUUUGUAUUGGACAAAUCUGGCAGCGUUCUCCACCACUGGAGUGAAAUCUUUUACUUUGUUGAACAUCUGGCUCAGAGAUUCAUUGGUCCACAGCUUAGAAUGUCUUUUAUUGUCUUUUCAACAAGAGGAUCCACAUUAAUGAGGUUGACAGAGGACAGAGAGCAGAUCAGACAGGGUCUAGAGGAGCUUCGCAAAGUCCUUCCCGGAGGAGACACUUACAUGCAUGAGGGCAUCGAGAGGGCAAGUGAACAGAUUUAUCAUGAAAGUAUCAAAGGUUACAGGACAGCAAGUGUUAUCAUUGCCCUGACUGAUGGCGAGCUGCAUGAGGAUCUCUUCUACUAUGCGGAACGGGAGGCCAACAGGUCCCGUGAGUUGGGAGCCCAGGUUUACUGUGUAGGUGUUAAAGAUUUCAAUGAGACGCAGCUGGCACGAAUCGCUGAUAGCAAAGAUCACGUCUUCCCAGUGAAUGGAGGCUUUGAAGCCCUACAAGAUAUCAUUGGCUCCAUCCUUAAGAUGUCCUGCAUUGAAAUUCUAGCUGCAGAGCCUUCCAGCAUAUGUGCAGGAGAAUCUUUUCAAGUUGUAGUGAGGGGGAACGGCUUCCGAUACGCCAGGAAUGUGGAUCGAGUGCUGUGCAGCUUCAAGAUCAAUGAGACUUCACCUCUCAACAAGAAGCCUUUGGUAGUGGAGGAUACAUAUUUACUUUGCCCUGCCCCAGUGCUGUAUGAAGUUGGCAUGGAAGCAGCCCUGCAAGUCAGUAUGAAUGAUGGUCUCAACUUUAUCUCCAGCUCUGUCAUUAUAACCAGCACUCACUGUGCAGAUGGGACCAUCCUCGCAAUAGCUCUGCUCAUCCUCUUCCUCCUGCUUCUCCUGGCCCUCAUGUGGUGGUUCUGGCCCCUAUGCUGCACUGUAAUUAUAAAAGCCCCUCCGCCACCCCCAGAGGAAGACAGUGAGGAAGAAGAGGAUGAUGGCCUUCCCAAGAAAAAAUGGCCCACUGUGGAUGCAUCUUACUAUGGGGGGAGAGGAGUUGGAGGUAUCAAGAGAAUGGAGGUUCGUUGGGGGGAGAGAGGUUCAACAGAAGAGGGAGCUAAGCUGGAGAAAGCCAAAAAUGCUAAGGUGAAGAUGCCAGAGCAAGAAUUUGAGUUUCCAUCACCGAAGAUUCUCAACAACAACCUUCCUAAAUCAAACUCUUCUCGAAAGUGGUACUCUCCAAUUAAGGGAAAACUGGAUGCAUUGUGGGUCCUGUUAAGGAAAGGAUACAGCCGAGUGUCUGUAAUGCGCCCUCAGCCUGGAGACAAGGGUCGAUGCAUAAAUUUCACCAGAGAAAGCAAGCCUAUGCCUCCAAGAUACCCACUAAACAAUGCACCACUUAUAUCAGCUCCCUGCAGCCCUAUCUACUCACCUUCCCAGAGCCCCAUCUAUACGCCACCACCAGUUAACCUUCCCCCUCAACCCUUGCACUCUCCGCCUCCUACUCCUUCACCAACAAACUCUCUUCCACCUCCCCCACUAGGACCACCUCCAAAUAGAGCACCGCCCCCUAGUAGACCCCCACCUCAUCCUUCUAUUUAGGAUGCUCAUUGCAGCUUUUUAUCCCCAGUAGUGGGUGAUAGAAAAGUACUUUAGUUUUGUCAUUUGACUGCACGUGUAGAUCUGCAGUUUUAUGGAAGAGCUAUUGACCAAAACCACUUUCUUAACUAUAUCUCCUCCAUUGAGACUGUAAAAGACUAAGCUGUGGAUUUAUAAAAAAAAUAAAACUUCCCACUUCCACGUGCUGCUUUAUAGGUAUAUCUCAAUGUCUGGUUAGCCGUGGAGUCAACCAACAGCUCUAGUUGACCACACUGCAACCCUAGAGCUCAAGUUCAUCAUGAAGCAAGCAUGGAAUUAGGAGCAAGUGUCCAAUAACCCAAAAUCGAUUAACUAUACAUGAGAAAUAAGCCAAAGGCCUGUUGAACCUUUGUUUUACACUAGUUUUGGAGUUUGGUCACUCAAAACUAGGCAAGUCACAAAUCAAAGAAAAAAAUGGACAAUUGGCAGUGUGAACUUUGAUGAUGACCUUAGAAAGUUGAGCUCUAUGUUUCAGAGGAGAAUUAUUCUUGAAUCAAAAUGACCAAGUCCUACACCUCCAACCAAUGAAGAAGUACAAAGAAAGAAGCGAUUAUGGAUUUAAACAUUGUCAAUGGUUAAUCAGGAAAACCAAAAAGGAAGGUUCCACGGAUCAUGCCUAUACAGUGUCAUUUAAAAGGGAAAUAUUGAAUGCUGACAAUACCAAUUAUUAUGGAAAGAGAAGAAAUGGAACCUAGUAUUUUUCAACAGCAGAAGGCUGGACCUUUGCUUCCAAACGGCUCUUGCAGAAACAUAACGUAAUGGCUAAGCUUCGAAAAUGCUUCGCUGAACAUUCUGAGUCCAAAAUGGAAAAUCAGAUCUUGGUAUAAUCGAUAUCCAUGUAUGCAUUUGCAAUAAGUUUUAAACUAACCGCUAUAUUGAGCAGCACAGGGACUUUACAAUGGCAACUCCUAAAAUUCAACGGCUCAGCAGCACAGCUGGUUUGUCAAAGGCGAUCUACCCCAGGGGUAACAUUUACAUAUCAUAGGCUGUUUAGCGAGGGACUAGCAGAUUAAGAAGAUUAAUGACUUGAUUUUGUUGCUUUUUUCUUGUUCUUCAUAUUCAUGAAUAAGUUGAUUGCCUUUUACUUAUAAUCAGGGGAAUUUUCAGAGAAAAAAAAAGCAGCCUUGCUGACAAACAUUGAUUAAAUGCAAUGGAAAACAAUUAUCCUUUCUUUCUGCUAAUGACCAAGCAAAAUAUUAUGUAAUAACAGGUUUAUGAUUUUGUAAGUUACAAAUCAGCUACCCUUUCCUGUGUAUAUUCUAACGAGCACUAUGAAUAAGAGAGGAAAUGUAAAGGGGUUAGUUAUUUCCUAUUGCCCCCAACUGAAAGAAACAUGAAUGAAGGCCUGAGUGGUCUCUAAAUGAUGGUGCUGUCAUGGGAAGAAGAAUGCCUUGUUGAGAGGGAAAGCCAUAGUGGGAAGCCCAUAUGUUGUGCAGAUGGGUAUAAACAAUACCAAUGUAAGCAUUAGCCAAGCUCCACUUUACUUGCCAUAGCUAGACAUGUGCGCUCAUAGCCUUAUUAGUGCCUGAUGUAUAUAUUCAUUUGUGUUGCUUGCUUGUAGUACAUUAAGAACUUGUUCAGCCUUCAGUAUGAACACAGCAGAUGUAAAUUAUUUUACCUUUGAAGUAUCACUAGAUCAAGCAGUGCUUGUCAUAUUGAACUGUGUCAUACAUGGGGCUAUCUGUUAAUACAAAGUAUCCAUAUAAAAGCAAACCACAUGAUUGGUC